AUGGGCGGGAAAUGGGGCGCGAUCUCGAAGCUGCACGCGUUCCCCAAGGCGGAGGACCACCUCACGCAGAAAACACUCUCGGGCGCCAUCGUGACUCUGCUGGGCGUGGCGACCAUGAUGGUGCUGUUCGCUCACGAGCUCUCCUUCGUGCUCACGCCUGAGGUGCAGCAGGAGAUGGCAGUGGACAAGACGCCAAGGGACGAGAAGCUAGACGUGUAUCUCAACAUCUCCUUCCCCUCGCUGCCCUGCAACGUGAUCAGUCUCGAUGCUCUGGACAUGUCGGGCAACCACGAGGUGGACAUCGCAACCAACAUGUACAAGAUUCGUUUGGAUCGCCAUGGUCAGUUGGCCGACUCGCGUUGGCUCAAGGACCCCACGGGGGCGUGGCGGCAGAGCAAGAGCAAGAAGCGCAAAGGUGAGUUUGUGAACGAUCUCAACGAUGACUUCCUCGAUCACCUCGCCGCGUCCUGCACCAAGCUGAAAGCGCUGUAUGUAGCACCUGAGAGAACAAUUCUGUUAUUUGCCGUGUGGAAGGAUUUACUUUCGGUGACCGAUGCUGGGCUGGACGACUUCUUUCGUUGUUGCCCGCAGUUGAAUCAGCUCACACUCCACCGUCGCGUCGCGCUACCGCCGUCCUUCUUUCAGCUGGCGAAUCUGCGCUCUCUGUAUUUCACCAAUCUGUAUGGCCAUCUGUCAGUGGAGCGGGUGGCAGGCAAUUUCCACGUAUCGGUGCACGGCCAGUCCUACCUCGUGCUGCAGCAGGUAUUCUCAUCGGUGGGCGAUGUGAACGUGUCUCACAUCAUCCACUCGCUCGGUUUCGGAGUGCCUUAUCCCGGGCGGCUCAACCCUCUGGACGGUUUUGUCCGCAUCCUGCCGCCCCUCAAGGAAGGGGAGGACCCCGCCAGAUCCAGUGGCACCUUCAAGUACUUCCUCAAGGUGGUGCCCACGCGCUUCCACUUCUGGCACGGAGGCGUUGUGAAGACGAAUCAGUACUCCAUCAGUGAAUACUUCACGGCCUCCUCUCCACAGUCCAACGCUCUGCCAGCGGUGUAUUUCCUGUACGACCUCUCCCCCAUAGCAGUGAGCAUCACCGAGUCGCACCGCAGCUUCUUCCACUUCCUCACUCGCCUCUGCGCCGUCUUAGGUGGCACGUUCGCACUCACAGGCAUGCUGGAUCGCUGGGUGUACAGCCUGCUGCAGCUCAUCAACCGCCCUCGCCAUGCCUAUGGAAAAGCUAAUCGCCUGCACUAG
Messenger RNA from Closterium sp. Yama58-4, 1251 nucleotides. NCBI's taxonomy places the organism in Eukaryota, Viridiplantae, Streptophyta, Zygnematophyceae, Desmidiales, Closteriaceae. The record is from the annotation of a GenBank genome assembly.